AUGGCCGGAAGCCGCCGCCGCCGCCGCCGCGGAAGAGCGCGGCUGCCGCAGCAGGGUGCCGAACCCUCGCCGCAGGCAGAGACCGCUCUCAGCUCCACGUCUGCACCCUCACCCCAACCAGAAGUUACCACUGUGGAGAGAACCUCGAAGAACGCCUGCCCUGCUUCAGCCUCUACCUCCUUGCCUUUGUCUGGCCCUCAUGUUUGUGCAGAUCUCCUGGACAGCCUGCUUCAAGAAAUUCUGCUUCAUGAAAUUAUUGCUCUGUUUGACUCAUUCCAUGACUUCCUUGCAUUCAUUGGCACCUACCGCUCUUGGCGCGCUGCAGUCUCUACCUUUCCCUCUGUGCAUACAUUCAGCUUCCCGCCGCUCCACUUCAAACCAGAUGGUCCUUAUGUUCAUCCACAUAGCGGCCCUAUCAAGCCCAUCCUUUUAUCUGAUUGCAAAUGGCAGCUCAGUGAUCCUAGCAAGAAAAACUCAUCUCUUGCGUGUUCAGUGCCUAAAAAUAGUCCAAAUAAAAUGCACUAUUUGGGCUGCUCGUAUGGGUAUCUUAUCUUCUCCUACAAGGUUCACUGCCUCCUUGUCGAUGUGUACACUGGUAGCAAGGUGAUGCCCCCCAAACUCCCACGUAACAGUGAUCUUGGGUACUUUUGUGGCAUAGGCAUCCUUACGGCCCCAUCGAUUUCACCCAACUCUCGCCUCCUCCUUUUCUCAAGAGAUUCCAUGUUUGAGUGGCAGGUUGGAACAAACUCCUGGUCAGAGCACACCCUUACUCUUGAUAAUGAACGCAUCUAUCAGAUUGUGUUCUUCAAAGAUGAUAUCUUUGUCGUAGAUGCUGUUCUCAGGCUCCACACUAUACACCUCACACCUCAGUUCAGCAUGCAAGAAAUAGCAAUUAAAAAGGAGUUUGUGCCUAUGAACUCAUGGUUGGUGGUCUGUGGUGACAUGCUUCUCUUGAUUGACCAAAGGUUCAGCUCUGGCGGAUUGGGUGGCUCAUCUAACACGAUCUUUAGGGUCUCUCGCCUCAACUUCUCUGUCGAGCCAGCUAAGUGGGUGAAGUUGGAGAAGCUGGAUAAUUAUGCUCUGUUUGUUAGCCCUGACAGAAGGAAUCCUACAUUUUGUUGCAUGAGCCCGGAAAGUUGGGGAGGAAAGAGUAACUACAUUUAUUUUGCGAGGCUAACUGAAGAUCCCGAUGAAACUUGGACCGCGGUCGAGUUUGGUCAGCCAGUGCCAGACAGUGCAGUUCGCGCCAUGCUCUUCUAUGAUAUGUCGUCCCCUCCAGACUGUGGUGUACUAAGUAGCCUCUGGGUGUUCCCCAGUUUAGUUUAUGGUUCUGGCUAG
Triticum turgidum subsp. durum (durum wheat) is the source of this 1338-nucleotide messenger RNA. The record is from the annotation of a GenBank genome assembly. NCBI's taxonomy places the organism in Eukaryota, Viridiplantae, Streptophyta, Magnoliopsida, Poales, Poaceae.